AUGGCGCGCAUGGUGCGCUCAGGGAAUGUCCAAGUCAUCACCGGCGACUGGCUCUCAGAGAUGAACAUCGCCUGGAACGCCAUCGCCAAACGCGACGUCGACCCGAAUCUCGGAUACGAAAACGGCUUUUACGAGCAGCUCGAAGCCUGCAUCGAUGAUAUAAUGACGAGGGACAUAAGAGUGGUGACAAACGCUGGCGCGUUGAACACCACGGCGCUCUUCGAGAAGAUUAAGGCGCUGUGCAGGAGGAAAGGGUAUCCCGAGAGUGUUGUCGCGGCGGUUCUCGGCGAUGAUGUGUCUGGUCUUCUCGAAGAUACCAGCCAAGACUUGAGGUUUCCUCAUCUCGACCACCCCGAGAUCACCCUCGACGACUGGGGGUUCAAGCCCUGUUGCGGCAAUGCUUACAUUGGCUGCUGGGGAAUCGUCGAGGCACUAAGAGCUGGCGCGCGCAUCGUCGUUGCUGGAAGGUGUACGGACGCGUCGCCGGUGAUGGGUGCUGCUGCGUGGUACUACGGUUGGCGAGAAGAUCAGUACCAAGAGCUGGCCGGCGCACUGCUGGCCGCUCAUCUGAUUGAGUGCGGACCGUACGUCGUGGGCGCGAACUUCUCCGGCUUCAAGGAGUUCCUUCCUGAGCUCGUAGACUUGGCGUUCCCCAUUGCUGAGAUCAGUCGAGACGGCGAAUGCGUCAUAAGCAGGACUGCCGAAGGCGGCGGCCAUGUCACCAAGCACACAGUAACGGCGCAGUUGCUCUAUGAGCUCCAGGGGCAUCUCUAUCUCAACCCGGAUGUGGUAGGAGAUCUCUCUGGGGUUCAAGUUGAGGAGCAGACAGGCUUUGGGGAAGAUAGAGUACGGGUUUGGGGUGUGAAGGGCCUGCCGCCUCCACCAACGACGAAAGUAAUGUUCGCGGCGGAGGGAGGUUAUCAAGCUGAGGCCACCUUCUACAUCAACGGUUUGGAUGUUGAUGAGAAGGUGACCAUGAUGAAGUGUCAGCUGACCCACAUGUUCAAAGACAGUAACUUCAGCCGACUAAGCAUGGAGCAGUACGGUACUCAGGUGCAGAAUCCCAGCUCACAGCAGGCGGGGACAGUUCAGCUUCGGGUGUUUGCGCAAGCCAGGACAAAGGAGGACAUCGCAGCGGUGAAGUUCAAAAUCCCCAUUUACGCUGUGAGGAUGCAGAGCUAUCCGGGGUACCAUAUGUCUCUCGACUUCCGGACGAUGGAUCCGAAACCGUUCAUGGAGAUGUUCCCUGCGCUGAUACCGCAGUCGGCCAUCGACCAUCGUGUUCUGUUGGGGACCGGAGAGUUGAUACCAGUCCCAUCACCGAAAGAAACGGCCGAUUACAAGGUUGUCCGGCCAUCAGCCGACACCGCCGAACCCGUCGACCUGACAUCUCUGGGUCCGACAGAGUUUGUUCCCUUGGGUAGCAUCGUCCAUGCUCGGUCUGGCGACAAGGCCGACAACUCCAACAUCGGUUUCUUCGUGCGACAUGAAGAUGAAUAUGCGUGGCUGCGGUCAUUGUUGACCGUGUCGCGAUUGAAACAGCUGCUCGGUGAUGAUUGGUAUAAGAUCAAUCCUAACAGGCGGGUGGAACGUGUCGAGUUCCCCGGCAUUAACGCCGUGCACUUGUGA
Molecule: messenger RNA, 1629 nt
Organism: Colletotrichum siamense
Lineage: Eukaryota; Fungi; Ascomycota; Sordariomycetes; Glomerellales; Glomerellaceae
Exons: 1
Coding region: 1-1629 (542 amino acids)
Source: RefSeq, a predicted model, not a curated record